AUGGCAGUUUCAAAAAUUAAAUCAAAACUUAAGGUGAAUCUUCUAACAAAAGUACCUGUCUCCCACAGAAGGAGGGAUAAAGAUUUACCAGGAUCUCUUCAAUGCCAAUCACAACACAGAGAAAAGAAGUUGAGUCAUUCACAAAUGGAAGCCUUCCAAGAUGCCUACAGCUUCUUCAACAAGGAUAAAACUGGUUGUAUUGAUUUACAUGGAAUGAUGUGCACUUUAGCUAAGCUGGGAAUGAAUCUAAGCAAGCAUGAUGUCAAUAAUGAAUUAAGAUGUGCUGAUAUUGAUGGAGAUGGGAAGGUAAACUUCUCAGACUUUAUAAAUGUGCUAACAGAUAAGGACCGCUUCCUCAGAGCUGUGGUUCCAGAAAAGGAGACCUGUUUAGAUGUAGCUGGCAAUCCAGGGAUCCUACUGUUUGAGAUCUUAUCAAAGCUUGUAGAGACUUCAGCCCUACCCAGAAAGGCUAUAAUGGAACUAGUAAACUAUUUCCAAAGAAAAUUCCAGGAUACCAGUGCAGAAAUACCAUGGAGUCUUAUGGGUUAUGGAAAAAGGAGACUUAAGCCAGACAUAUGCAUACCUCCAAACUCAAGCAUGGCUGCUUUUGCUAAUGCUGCCAAGGUUGCAAUAACAGAAGAAAAGGAUUUAUUUAAAUUUCUUGAAGAGCUCAAGAGAUGCAAUCCCCCUUCAGACAGUCCAUAUUCAAAAGUACCCAUCUUUCCGUUGUUUCCUAAUGUGGAUGGGAUGGUGAUAGGAAAGCCAUUCAAAGACAUACAGAAAUUAGAAAUGCUAAGGAGAAAAGAGCCUUUGAGUUUCUUUGAGAACUAUUUUUUCCAUAAAAAAGACUGGAAAACACAGGCAGCCAAUAUAAAGCCUAUUGACCCUGCCUCGGGUUAUUCAAAUGACAUCUUCGCCAUUGAUCAAAUACUCAAGAAAAAGCAGACUUGGACAGUGACUGAUGCAGCUGCUAUUAAACCACACGUGAAGAGAGCAACAGAUACCUAUCAUUUAGGAAUUGCCCUUGAGCACCGGAAAGAAAUGCUAAACCUUUGUCGGAAGAUCCGAGGGGAUCUGAUUGGGAUAGACACUAAAAAUGAGUCCUUUUAUGACACCUUUUCUACUUAUACAUGGUCCUGGAAUGUUUGCCAAGAAUUACUUUCUCCUAAGGACUUAAGGCCGUAUGAUGCUCACAUGUGUAGAAAUUCCUUCUACAACUCUGGAUUCUCUUCCUCAUCGGAUAUCAGUGAAUGUAACCCAGAGACAGGAAAAAGAAAACGGAAAGGUUUCAAAGGGUUUCGACAAUGA
Molecule: messenger RNA, 1308 nt
Organism: Galeopterus variegatus (Sunda flying lemur)
Lineage: Eukaryota; Metazoa; Chordata; Mammalia; Dermoptera; Cynocephalidae
Product: EF-hand calcium-binding domain-containing protein 3-like
Molecular function (GO): calcium ion binding
Source: RefSeq, a predicted model, not a curated record